Molecule: messenger RNA, 543 nt
Organism: Drosophila navojoa
Lineage: Eukaryota; Metazoa; Arthropoda; Insecta; Diptera; Drosophilidae
Gene: RpS29
Product: ribosomal protein S29
Biological process (GO): cytoplasmic translation
Cellular component (GO): ribosome; cytosolic small ribosomal subunit
Molecular function (GO): structural constituent of ribosome; zinc ion binding
Source: RefSeq, a predicted model, not a curated record
AUUUUUGCCGUCCUCUUUCUUUUCGAUUUUUCCAUCGUAUACGCCAACAUGGGUUUCGCUACUCUCUGGUACUCGCAUCCUCGUAAAUACGGCCAAGGCUCCCGUUGCUGCCGUGCCUGCUCAAACCGACAUGGUCUGAUCCGCAAAUACGGCCUGAACAUUUGUCGUCAAUGCUUCAGGGAGUACGCCAAUGACAUUGGCUUCAAGAAGCUGGAUUAAAUUUCCUCUUCAUUCUUUGGCGUUUAAUACGUCAAUCUUUAAGCAUAUUAAUUUUAGUAGUCGCUUUCGAGGGACUACGUCUAUUAAUAUGCUGGCAACAACAGCAAAAACAGCAACAAAACAGUAAUCAUCUGGAGAUUUAAAUGAAACCGAAGGCAUCUGAUUUUAAGAAAGCACGGACAACAUAAAUAGAGUAUAAUCUCAAGUCAAUCGCAAACGUCGUCUGCAAUUCCAAAAGUCCCUAACAUGACAGUUGUUACCUUCUGAGAAGGUUCUUUGUUUAAAUCUCCCUUUGAUUAAAUAUAUAACAAGUCACGUAAAAUA